AUGGCUUCACUCUGGCGACCACUCCGGCUACUGGCCCCUCUACAGUCGACACUGUCACAACCGCUAGGUCUUCGCGCCUGCACACCACUACAAUCGCGCCUGCUCCAUUCGUCGCCAAUUCUUCAUCUGCGCAAACCAUCAAAGGCUGUAGUCAAGCCCCUCGAUGCCUCUGCGCCUACUCGCAAGAAGCAACACAAGGAUGCUCUUAGGAAGAAGCAGUAUCCCGAUGAGCCGUUCCAUGCGCCGACACUCGCUCCCUCCACUUCGCCAACAAUCUCCUCCACCAACACUACCACACAUCAACCUUCGACCCCUCCUCCAACGAUACACCAGCCCAUAGCCCUUGCAUCUGUACAACACCCGCCUGUUGCCAAGCAGCAAGUCGAUCCACUUUCAACUCCUCUCCCUACUUCGCCCCUAAAACCCACCUUCGAAUAUGUACCUGGAGGCCGCUCUGGUAUCCUUCAGACCCUGAAGGAGCUCGCCAGCGCUGAAUCGCCAACCCUGAUCUACGAAGCCACAAAAGCCCGCCAAUACAUCGCCUGGUGUCUGUUUGCCAGUUUGCUUCUCGGUGGCAUGGCCGCAAUGCAGGUCGGCUUCUUCACCACAGCACCUUCUCAGCAGGACAUCCGCGUCGCCACUGUCUUCCUUAUCACUGCCUCCAUUUGGGGUGUCCUUGCGUGCUGGGCUGCAUUUGGUGCAAACGAUGUCAUCAAAAGAAUCUGGGCCAUUCCUUCUAGCACAGGCAAGCCGCUUUUGCGUCUGGAACCCGUCAAGAUUGCUUUGGGCAAGCGACCUUUGCCNUUUGACGUCCCUCUUGGUCGAGUCUUCUCUGACAAGGGCUUCGAGGAGUGUAUUGCCCAUUUCAACGCUACGAGGGAUGUGAGACGCAAGCCUGGUGUCCUCGAUGCUCUGUUUGAACCUGUCGGCGCAAUCAUGUCUGCCAACAUGAAGAUGAUUCAGAGAAAGUCUUCGUUCGCUCAGCUGCGUGUAGCAGAUUCAGGUACCUGGAAGGUCGAUGUUCGUGACUGUAAAGUACCCGAUGGUGGCAAGACCCUUGAUCUUCUCAUUCUCCCUGGUGAGAGAAAGCGCGGCUGGUUCGCUUCGUUGUUCGUCUCGGAUGUUUGA
Aureobasidium musti is the source of this 1128-nucleotide messenger RNA. The record is from the annotation of a GenBank genome assembly. NCBI's taxonomy places the organism in Eukaryota, Fungi, Ascomycota, Dothideomycetes, Dothideales, Saccotheciaceae.